AUGGCCUCCACAAGGAAGAUCCUGAGAAGAUCGAUCCACACUUUCCUUCAAAACUACCACUACUUCACCUCGACAGACCUCUUCGACGCGGCCGGGUUCCCGCCUUCGUCUGAAUUCUUCGCCCUGCUCAACUUCAAGCUCUCCCAAACGCUGUCCUCUUCGGUCCUCGCCCCCUUCGCCCUCUCCUUCCUCCUCAUCGCCAAGUCCUCCGUGAUUCUGUCCCUCGCCGGGACGAAGCCAUCCGUCCCGUCCUCGCUCUCCUCAUUCCUAUCGAUUUAUAGGCCACUCCUCGCCACUUACAUCUGCAACUUGCUUGUGAUCCUCUCCGCCAACUCAACCGCCUUCUUCCUCCUCUUCUUCGCAUUCAACUGCCUUGGGGGACCUCAGCCCGGUUCCUCGAAUUACGACCUCCUGCUCUCGGCAACCGGCGCAGUUGUCUACUCCAUCAUCUUAGCGCAUGCUCUGGUGAUAUGCAACUUGGCACUAGUCUUAUCAGGUAUGGAGAGAACUGGCGGAUUCGUUUACGAUUCUAAAGGCAUGCGCCUUGAUCAGGGGAUCAACUUCAACUGCUCUUUUUCCCUGGCGGUGCCCGUGAAUUUGGCCCUGGCCGGCACAGAAGCAUUGUUUCAAUUCCGGGUCAUGAGGGCUUACAGCAUGAAGAACGGGCCAGUAUUUCCAGUGGCCAUGGAAGGUGGCUCAUCGCCUAUUUGUAUUCAAUACUCAUCGUUCUCGACACAAUCCUCACCUGCAUUUUCUUCAAAAGCUGUAAGAACAGUUCCAUCAUCCGUGGCAGCGAAGAUCAACGCUACUUCCGGAUUGAAUUCGGUGAUUACGACGACAACAUUAGAACUCCCGAGAACCUGA
Messenger RNA from Eucalyptus grandis, 864 nucleotides. RefSeq lists its product as uncharacterized. The transcript has 2 exons. Bases 1 to 864 code for a protein of 287 amino acids. The record is from RefSeq and is a predicted model, not a curated record. Lineage: Eukaryota; Viridiplantae; Streptophyta; Magnoliopsida; Myrtales; Myrtaceae.